Messenger RNA from Cebus imitator (Panamanian white-faced capuchin), 5631 nucleotides. RefSeq names its product cannabinoid receptor 1 (gene CNR1). Lineage: Eukaryota; Metazoa; Chordata; Mammalia; Primates; Cebidae. Gene Ontology annotation, molecular function: cannabinoid receptor activity. Gene Ontology annotation, biological process: G protein-coupled receptor signaling pathway. Bases 268 to 1686 code for a protein of 472 amino acids. The transcript is spliced from 2 exons. Gene Ontology annotation, cellular component: membrane. The record is from RefSeq and is a predicted model, not a curated record.
CUUCCUUCUCCACUUCUUUUCCGCCUCCGCCUCUUCUUGGCUCCCGCGGCGCCAGCGCCUUCCCCUGGCCCAGGCGGGGACCUCGGCUCCCUGCAGAGCUCUCCGUGUCAGUGGGGGACAUUUCGUUCUGUCGGACAAGCAGCCCCUGAGCUGGGCGAGAGGUGCCAAGGGAGCUUCUGUCCCGAGGACCGGGGGAUGCGAAGGGAUUGCCCCCUGUGGGUCACUUUCUCAGUCAUUUUGAGUUCAGCCUAAUAAAAGACUGAGGUUAUGAAGUCGAUCCUAGAUGGCCUUGCAGAUACCACCUUUCGCACCAUCACCACAGACCUCCUCUACGUGGGCUCCAAUGACAUUCAGUACGAAGACACCAAAGGUGACAUGGCAUCCAAGUUAGGAUACUUCCCACAGAAAUUCCCUUUAACUUCCUUUAGAGGAAGUCCCUUCCAAGAGAAGAUGACUGCGGGAGACAACCCCCAGCUAGUCCCAGCAGACCAGGUGAACAUUACAGAAUUUUACAACAAGUCUCUGUCGUCCUUCAAGGAGAAUGAGGAGAACAUCCAGUGUGGGGAGAACUUCAUGGACAUAGAGUGCUUCAUGGUCCUGAACCCCAGCCAGCAGCUGGCCAUUGCAGUCCUGUCCCUCACACUGGGCACCUUCACGGUCCUGGAGAACCUCCUGGUGCUGUGUGUCAUCCUCCACUCCCGCAGCCUCCGCUGUAGGCCCUCUUACCACUUCAUCGGCAGCCUGGCGGUGGCAGACCUCCUGGGCAGCGUCAUUUUUGUCUACAGCUUCAUUGACUUCCACGUGUUCCACCGCAAAGAUAGCCGCAACGUGUUUCUGUUCAAACUGGGUGGGGUCACAGCCUCCUUCACUGCCUCCGUGGGCAGCCUGUUCCUCACGGCCAUCGAUAGGUACAUAUCCAUUCACAGGCCCCUGGCGUAUAAGAGGAUUGUCACCAGGCCCAAGGCCGUGGUGGCAUUUUGCCUGAUGUGGACCAUAGCCAUUGUGAUCGCCGUGCUGCCUCUCCUGGGCUGGAACUGUGAGAAACUGCAAUCUGUUUGCUCAGACAUUUUCCCACACAUUGAUGAAACCUACCUGAUGUUCUGGAUCGGGGUCACCAGCGUGCUGCUUCUGUUCAUCGUGUAUGCAUAUAUGUAUAUCCUCUGGAAGGCUCACAGCCACGCAGUCCGCAUGAUUCAGCGUGGCACCCAGAAGAGCAUCAUCAUCCACACGUCCGAGGACGGCAAGGUACAGGUGACCCGGCCGGACCAAGCCCGCAUGGACAUUAGGUUAGCCAAAACCCUGGUCCUGAUCCUGGUGGUGUUGAUCAUCUGCUGGGGCCCUCUGCUUGCGAUCAUGGUGUAUGAUGUCUUUGGGAAGAUGAACAAGCUCAUUAAGACAGUGUUUGCAUUCUGCAGUAUGCUCUGCCUGCUGAAUUCCACCGUGAACCCCAUCAUCUAUGCUCUGAGGAGUAAGGACCUGCGACAUGCUUUCCGGAGCAUGUUUCCCUCUUGUGAAGGCACUGCACAGCCUCUGGAUAACAGCAUGGGGGACUCAGACUGCCUGCACAAACACGCAAACAACGCAGCCAGUGUUCACAGGGCUGCAGAGAGCUGCAUCAAGAGCACGGUCAAGAUUGCCAAGGUAACCAUGUCUGUGUCCACAGACACGUCUGCCGAGGCUCUGUGAGACUGAUGCCUCUCUGGCAGCACAGGAAAAGAAUUUUUUUUUUUUUAAGCUCAAAAUCUAGAAGAGUCUGUUGUCUCCUCGGUUAUAUUUUUUUAAUUUUACCAUGCUGAGUGAAAAGGUGAUUGUCACCAUGAUCACUUAUCAGUUUGCUAAUAUUUCCGUAGUUUAGGUACUCAAACUCCAUUCUCCAGGGGUUUGCAGUGAAGAAAGCCUGUUGCUUAAGUGACUGAACGAUCCUUCAAAGUCUCAGUGAAAUAGGAGGGAAAACCUUUGGCUACACAAUUGGAAGUCUAAGUACCCAUUGAAAAAUGCCAUCAAAUGAGUAAUGCCUUUGUAACCACAACUUUCAUUAUAAUGUGAAAUGUGACUGUCCAUAGUAUCAGAGAUGUCCAUUUUUACAACCAUUAUAAUACUAAAGUAGAGAUAUUUUGUAAAGUGUAUUAUGUCCUGUGAGAUGUGUAUCAGUGUUUACUACGUGUUAUUAAUAUUUGUUUAGUUCAGCAAGACUGAAAGGUAGACUUUUAUGAGAACAAUGGACAAGCAGUGGAUAUAUGCCAAUGAGAACACUUUUUUUUCUACAUUAUUCCCUGUGAUACAACUUUAGAAAUAAACCUUAAUAUUUCUUCAAAUAUCUCUAUUUAAUUUUGACACUGAAAUAACCAUAAAUAUUUAUUUUUCUGUUACCUCGACAAGAAGAAUUUGAAGACUUCAAAGUAUUGAGCAGAAUUCACUCAUACUUAAAAAUUUAUUAGUUCUGCAUUUUCAUAGGAAGAUACUUAUUAUCUUCUGGACUAUAGCUGUUCUAAUGGAUUAUAAUCAGAACGGAAGAGAGAAAACAUAUUGACUUUUUUGAGUGACAUCUCUGACUUUCUUUAGUCUUUAGCUAUUACUGGAUCUCUUAAGACAGCAUGUGUUAAUGUAUAUUGUUAUCACUGUGCAGUUGCUGUUUACUUGAAUAGUAUUGUGUUCCUAUAUUCCAGGUUUAAGUAGAUUUCAUGCCUGGGUGGCCAAACAACAGUCAUUUUUUUUUAAUUGAAAAGAAGUAUUGUCUGGAUCAGUAAAAUUAUACUGUGUGUGAGUGUGAAUAUAAAUGUGUGUGUGUUUCUCUUCCGUAACUGUUACAGUAAUGUUAUAAAGUGAGAAAACUGUGACCCAGUAUAAACUGUUGCCACUUGCUGCACUCUUGCACAUGAAUUCGGUUCUAAAAUGGAGUUCUUCCUGGAACCUUGUUGAUAAAAAUACUCACUAUAACCAUUCAAAAAAUUCACCCCAUCCCUGCUUAAGAGAUUGGAUCAAGUAUUACUAAAUUGACCUUUAGAUAUUAAAUAAGACCAGUGUUUAACAAGAAAUAAUGACAGAUAUCCAAGUAAAGCCUGCAUUUAUAGUGUUAUUAUCAGGAAAAGAGAAUACUUUGGUUUCUGAGUGCCUGAUAUUGAGCAAGGUGUUAGUCACUAAAAGGAAGAUAGUUCUCCAAAAAAAAAAAUGUAAAAUUUUUCAAUUGUGUGUGUAGGUAGUGUGCACUAUAUACAUCAUGUUUAAGUAGGACUGUCACACGCAGCCCAUGUGGCUAAAAAGGCUGAGUCAGACAGUAGAUGAGUCUAGAUAUGCUUCUUCUGUGCUUUGCCCACAUGCCUUUGGUGACAGCCGAGCACCCAACUUUGUCUUGGUAUGUUUGGGCUAAGGAACAGACCUCUCCUUUGCUCAUGGUCAGCAAGAUAUACUAAAGCAUGAAGAUAAACACAGCUUCUUUCUUAUACCCCAGUCUCAUACUCCUUAAUGAUGCAAUGGGUGCUCAUUGUUGGGCCUUUUUCUAGUAAGGAAUGAUACUGCUGAAGAAGCUACUCAACCCUGAUAACUUUUAUUUAUAAUCUCUUCUUAUACAGAUAAAGCAUGACUCCCGCAAGGCCCCAAUGUCUACAUAGUGUGAAGUAGAGAGCUGGCAUCUAUCUGGUGAUUUCCAGCUCUCAAGAUACCCAAGCAGCCUGAUGGGGUAGUUCCCCUUCUUGCAGUUCACUCUCUAAGGCAGGAUGUGGCCUGUGAGUUACUUUGCAUUGCCUGUCUGAACACUUUGAAUCUGUCUGCUGGUUCCCUUAUUUUACCUCUCUGUGAUGUGCGGAUGAGGGCUCAGGGUGCUAGAGAAUUAAUAAGAUCUCUUUCAAAGGAGAGAUUAUUUACAAGUUUCCAUUUAAGAUUGCCAGUCUUUUGUCCUGCCUCAUCUGGAAUAUUAAUCCACACGUUUCAGAGCUCACCAGGCAGUACCAAUGUUCUUUUCACGGCUAUGAAGAGCUAGUAGAGGUGAAAUUCUUGUUAUGGUAUAAAAAUUUUAGGAUUCACUUUUGAAACUGCAUUUGUGCAUAUGCAAUGUAGAUUUUAUAGUGUGUUGUGCUUUCAAGAUCUAAAUCAUAUAUAAUCAAUUAAGGGACAAUGGGGCUGACAGCACUAAACUUGGUGCUUAUUGAUAUUCUAAAAAAUAUCUGUGAAAUCUCAUCACGUAUGUCUUACACAAUCUUCAUUUAAAAACAUUUAAAACUAGUUGGAUUCACUUUGACAUUUUUCAUAUCAUUUAUUAACCCAAGUGACGAAAAUGUUGUCCCCAAUGAAUAUACUCAUUAGAAUUACCAUUCGUUAGUAUCACUCAUUAAUUAGCCCCAUAAUUAGAUCCAUUAAUUUAAAUAUGAUUUAAAUUUAAGUAAAUUUUAUAACGUCUGACAUCAGAGGUAUCUUACUUUUCUCUGAGGAUAACGUAUUUGCCCUGACCAUGAAUUUUCUUAUCACACAUAUCCUCAGAAAGGGCCAAAUUCCCAACCUGCUCAUUUUUUUUUUUUUUGACUCAUUAUGAAUAAGUCCUAGAAUGUUUCAUUUGGACAAGUAGGGCUGCCUCCAAGAAGAACCUCUGAUGUAUCAUUUCUUAUGAAAUAUAUGUGAAAGAAUAUGGAUCUGGAAGAUGCUGUAGACAUCUGCCCUACACUUGAGAUGAUUCCCAAGGCUCUCUGGCACUUUUGAGUUCGGUCUGUCUGGUAUGAAAUGCCAAGGACCUUUUGCUGCCUAAACCCACUCUGCAGGAAAUCAGCCCAACCACUAGAUGAGAAUUAGGCCCUGAAUGAGUAGCGCUCUAGUUACUGUCCUGUUGAUUGAUUUCUGCCAUUUCAUGUCCAUAAAAAAGACCACCAAUAUCAUGCACACAAUUAGAUUUCUCACACUCCAACUGUAUAUUUGUAUAAUAUUUUAAAAUCUCCUAAAUGCUGGGCAAUGGCUGUUAACAAUUAAUUGCCUUGCACUGGCCUGAUGAAAUGUUAACAAUGCCUACUGUAAUAUAGAAAAAAACAUUCUAUCUACUGAUUUGGGCUGAAUGUGUGUAAAUAGGUUUCUAAAAAGGCAGAUGUUUAAGCAGUGGCCUACAAAUCAGUAAUUUUCAGGUGGGAGAGUUUCUUUACAUUGCUGUGGCAUCUUAAAAGCUAUCUUCAUGUAAAUUGACUGUACUAAGCCUACUGGGGAUCAGAGUUCCCAAGAAAGGAAACCUUUUCUUUUAAUAAUACAAAUCAAGAUACCAGAUUAUCUGGAUUCUUAUUUCCAGUGUUUCAAGUGGAAAACAUGACUCUUUAUUGUCUGUAAAUCUAACAUUAUUACUUUUCCUCUUAGAAGAAUAUUGUAUUGUUAGAUGUUUGUUGAGCCAGUAACAUCGUUGCAACCGCUGCAAUAUCUUCGUUAGUAAUCUGUAUAAUACUUUGUAUACAAGUACUGGUAAGAUUGUUAUUAAAUGUAGCUUCAGUCAUUAAAUUACUAUAGCAAAGUAGUACUUCUGUAAUAUUUACAAUGUAUUAAGCCCACAGUAUAUUUUAUUUCAAUGAUGUAAUUAAACUGUUACUUAUUCAAAGAUAAAACAUCUCAUCAUGUCUAUUGUCCAAAGUUACCUGGAAUCAAAUAAAAAUUCUAGAUUGCCAUGAA